AUGUCAGAUCAAUUGGUGCCCGAAACACGGGUGCUCGCCGUGGCCAGCCAUGUCGUCUACGGCCAUGUCGGAAAUACAAUGGCAACCUUUGUGAUGCAAUCACUGGGCUGUGAAGUUGCCGCUUUGAACACUGUCCACUUUAGUAAUCACUCCGGCUAUCGCCAGCUCAAGGGAACCCGGGCCACUGCACAGGAGAUCUCAGACCUCUACCAGGGCCUGUGUCAGAGUAGCCUCACCGAUUUUGACGUCAUGUUGUCUGGCUACGCCCCAAGUGCUGCGGCCGUCGAAUCUGUGGGUGCCAUCGGCAUUGAUCUACAGCAGAAGGCCAAGAGCAAGCCAGGGUCGUUUUUCUGGGUCCUGGACCCGGUAAUGGGCGAUCAGGGCCGUCUAUACGUUAACGACGAUGUAAUCCCCGCCUACAAGAAGAUCGUCCCAUAUGCGGAUCUGAUCCUGCCCAACCAAUUUGAAGCUGAAGUUCUCUCUGGCAUCAAUAUCACUUCGCUGGAAACCCUGGCUGAAGCAAUCACUGCCAUUCACCGCAUCUAUUCCGUUCCCCAUGUCAUCAUCACUUCUGUGCAACUCUUCAAGCUCUCUCAAAGUGGCUCCACCCCUCCACCCCCGGAGAAUUUCCUAACGGUCAUCGGCUCCACCACCAAGUCCGAUGGGUCCCCUCGUAUCUUCCGUGUCGACGUGCCAGCCCUGGACUGUUUCUUCAGCGGCACGGGUGACAUGUUCGCUGCACUGACCGUCGCUCGGUUGAGCGAGGCUGUCUCAAACACGGCCGGGGAUUUGCGCGCGACCAAGUCCUGGAUCUCUCCCGAUAGCGUCGCCGCUGUGGAUCUGCCACUUGCAAAGGCUACCAUCAAGGUGUUGUCUAGUAUGCACAGCGUGCUCGAGCGAACACUUGAGAGCCGUGAUGCAGAGCUUGCUGUCGCGGUGCCGGCGACCAAUGAGCAGCUUUCCGAGGAGGAGGCGGCGAAGAGGGAUUAUUUGCGUCGCACCAAGGCUGCAGAGGUUCGGCUUGUGAGGAAUACAAAUGUCUUGAGGGACCCUAAGAUCCAGUUCGAGGCCCUGGAUUGGCAGAAAGAGGAUCUUCCCAAGCAUUUACAGUGA
Molecule: messenger RNA, 1113 nt
Organism: Penicillium olsonii
Lineage: Eukaryota; Fungi; Ascomycota; Eurotiomycetes; Eurotiales; Aspergillaceae
Source: the annotation of a GenBank genome assembly